Molecule: messenger RNA, 2343 nt
Organism: Pangasianodon hypophthalmus (striped catfish)
Lineage: Eukaryota; Metazoa; Chordata; Actinopteri; Siluriformes; Pangasiidae
Gene: hsd3b1
Product: hydroxy-delta-5-steroid dehydrogenase, 3 beta- and steroid delta-isomerase 1
Exons: 3
Coding region: 695-1819 (374 amino acids)
Biological process (GO): steroid biosynthetic process
Molecular function (GO): 3-beta-hydroxy-Delta5-steroid dehydrogenase (NAD+) activity
Source: RefSeq, a predicted model, not a curated record
UGUGCCUCAAAUGUGCAUUUCAUCUGAGGUGUUAUUGCAAAUAAGAUCAUGGUUGUGAUGAGCUACAGAACCGGCCAAAGCCAUGAUGAUGAUAAAUGUAUAAUGUGUUCUAUUGCUUAAAUGUUGCAAUAGCAAUAGCAAUAUCCUAUUCCGAUAACACUGGAUGUGAAGCGAGAAUACCCUAGAUAGGAUGCCAGUCCAUCGUAGGGCACCAUACACACACCAUCAUGAAAACAUCAGUUGAGGGAACCUUUGGUGAGAAUGGUGCUCAUCACACCAGUACUUUUCCAGAGAUGUGUGGAAUCUACGUCAAGAUGCAUUGAAGUUCUAGUGUCUCAUGGUGGUCCAACAUCUUACUAUGAUUCAUGUUGGGGUUUUUUCUUUUUCAUUUGUCAUACAGUAUUUAAAAUAAGACAUGGUGAUAGAUCCUUCAAACAGACUUUCUCACUGUGAAAGUGCAGACCUCUGAGUAUUAUAACCUUGACAGUUUAGUUCUCACAGAAUGCUUUUCUCCCAGGAUUCUAAUCUCUAAAGUGGCAUUGGAUUUGUCCUUGGCAGAAAGUUUAAAAACAUGUCUCCCUUCUCGUCGCUCUGUGAGCCUUCGGACAUCGGCAUUUUCCUUCUAAUACCUGAGUGACUAGGCAGUCCUUUUCUCCUUGUCUCUGGAACAUUCUAGGCAGCAGAAACUGUAGCUAUGUCUUUUACCAGAGAUGUGUGUGUGGUAACAGGAGCGUGUGGCUUUCUAGGGGGAAAGCUAGUUAAGCUACUACUGGAGGAAGAGAAUCUUGCAGAGAUUCGUCUGUUAGACAGAUGUAUUCGACCUGAACUCAUACAGUCGCUAGAAGAUUGCCAGGGUGAGACAAAAUUGAGUACAUUUGAAGGUGACAUCAGGGACAGUGACCUGCUGAAGAAAGUGUGUAAAGGAGCAUCCAUCAUUUUCCACACUGCCUCUCUCAUCGAUGUCACUGGAGCUAUUAACUACAGUGAACUGUAUGAAGUAAAUGUGAAAGGUACCAAAUUGCUUCUAGAGGCUUGUAUCCAGGAGAACGUUGCUUCCUUCAUAUACACCAGUAGCAUUGAGGUUGCUGGGCCAAAUCAUCGCGGUGACCCUAUCAUCAAUGGCAAUGAGGACACAGUGUACAACUCUUGCUUAAAGUUUCCCUACAGCCAGACCAAAAAGGAAGCUGAACAGCUUUGCCUUAAUGCCCAGGGUGAAAUGCUUCAAAAUGGAGGCCAGCUGGCUACCUGUGUUCUCAGGCCAAUGUAUAUAUAUGGAGAGGGCUGCCGGUUUACUUUAGGCCAUAUGAGGGAUGGAAUCCAGAAUGGUGAUGUGUUACUGAGGACUUCAAGACGUGAAGCCAAAGUCAAUCCUGUGUACGUGGGAAAUGCGACUCUUGCACAUCUGCAGGCUGCACGAGCCCUGAGGGAUCCUGAGAGGAGAGCUGUGGUUGGUGGAAACUUUUACUACAUCUCAGAUGACACUCCACCUGUCAGCUAUUCUGACUUCAACCACGCUGUUCUGUUACCACUCGGCUUUGGCAUACAGGACAGACCCUUAUUACCUUUCCCCAUUCUGUACCUCAUCUGCUUCCUCAUGGAGGUGGUGCAAGUCGUGCUCCGUCCCCUUCUACGCUUUACCCCACCACUGAAUAGGCAGCUUUUGAUAAUGCUAAACACACCUUUUACCUUCUCUUAUCAAAAGGCCCACCAAGAUCUGGGAUACACUCCUCGUUAUAACUGGGAAGAGGCACGUAAACAGACUACUGAUUGGCUAGCAUCUGUCUUGCCCAGAGAAAGACAACAAAUCAAUAUGAAAUAAAAACCCGCAAUGGUGUACUUUUUGUUUCACUCAGUUUCAAAUAGAAUUUGGCUGCUUUAAAUAGUUAAAUCUCUUUCUACAUGCAAAAAUCUAAAAUCUUUCAAAUGUGAGGUUUUAAAAAGAACAACUUAUUCCUCUUAGGUGUUAGAGAACAUACUAGUAGCAGAAAAUAAUUAUUCAGCUCAUGUCAAGAAACCUUUAAUUAAGCUAAACAAAGCUAAAUUAGUUUGUUAAAGAGUGUUUUUCUCUUGUCUUAUUGUUUAUUUCUCUUUUUUUGCCAUGACUAUGUUUAAUAUUGAUCCAGAAUGUGGACUAUGUAAUAUGUGUAAAGAUUAUGUUAUUUGAAUGAUUUACUUUUAUUUGAAAUAAUAUAAUCAAUGCAAAAACAAAAUCAAUAAAAGAUAAACAUUGCAACACUGCACUUUUUAAGUUCCGACUUGAGUAUAUCUACACAAAUCAGUCCAUUUUAAUUGGAAUAACUUACAGUGCCUACACCAAGAUAAGAUUUGAAUAAAGUGUUUGAA